AUUAGCGGGGCGCUCAUGGCGCACUAUCUGAUGUCUUUGUUCGGUGGCGCGCCAGGAAUGCGAGUCGGCGGAGAUAAUCCACUCGCAUCGGUGUUCGGCCCUGCGUUCGGCGAUGGCGCGGAGAAUGGAAGAUGGGGUGACUAUGUCUUUAACCAAGAAGCAUUGGAUCAGAUCAUCACCCAGAUGAUGGAGAAUUCCAACGCAAGCCGGCCUGUUCCUGCGAGCGAGGAAGUAAUGCAGAAGUUACCGCGUGAGGUCCUGCAGGAGGGGUCCCCAUUGUUAGAAAAGGACUGUGCCGUGUGCAAGGAUCCUUUCAAGCUGGGCACCGAAGAUCCAGACGAACAGGUCGUCAUCACUCUGCCUUGCAAGCACCCCUUCCACGAGCCCUGUAUCCUUCCCUGGCUCAAGUCCAGCGGCACGUGCCCAACAUGCAGAUAUGAACUGGUCCCGCAACCCCAUCAUCAUGGACCUGGAGAGUCCCCCGCGCAGGCUCCGCAGUCUGCGCCGGGAUCGAGCCAGAACCAGAGUGGAGGAAGCGAGAACAACGCAGGUAGCCCCGACCGCCCCAGUACAAUACCUCCCCGUCCUCGUUCUCCGAACUCCAGUGGCACCGGCCAAGGGCACAAUCGCACUGGGUCUGGAUCAGGCGGUUCGGGCAUCCUAGGCUCGCUGAUCAGCAUGAUCACCGGCAAUCACAACCAGAACAACACUGGCCAUAGCCGCGAUGAGAGUAGUAGUCAGUCCCGAUCGGCAUCACCCAGGCCGACUCAGGGCGAGGGUGGGGGCGCCCAUGAGCCAGUCGACUGA
This is a messenger RNA of Punctularia strigosozonata HHB-11173 SS5, 807 nucleotides long. RefSeq lists its product as uncharacterized. The record is from RefSeq and is a predicted model, not a curated record. The annotation marks the transcript as partial. NCBI's taxonomy places the organism in Eukaryota, Fungi, Basidiomycota, Agaricomycetes, Corticiales, Punctulariaceae. The transcript is spliced from 4 exons.